Messenger RNA from Penicillium atrosanguineum, 1575 nucleotides. Its product is annotated as MFS transporter. The coding region runs from base 1 to 1575 and encodes 524 amino acids. Gene Ontology annotation, biological process: transmembrane transport. The transcript has a single exon. The record is from RefSeq and is a predicted model, not a curated record. NCBI's taxonomy places the organism in Eukaryota, Fungi, Ascomycota, Eurotiomycetes, Eurotiales, Aspergillaceae. Gene Ontology annotation, molecular function: transmembrane transporter activity.
AUGACUGAGAGCAUUACCCUUGAGUCAUUUGGGGCCCUUUAUCGGCAGCAUAUACCGUACUGGCGGUUGCUGACCGAUCAAGGAAUCAUCACCCGGGAGAUUCUUGCAUUCGAAUAUGUCGGCGCUGGCACUGAUAACGAUCCCUUUGCAGUGACCUGGAUCCCAAACGACCCGAGAAAUCCACUGUUGUUUAGCACGGUCAAGAAGGUGAUCAUAACCCUGGCUAUCUCUUUCUCCACUUUGACUGUUUCUUUGACCUCCUCGGCCUAUAGUGGCAGCAUUCACCAAGUUAUGUUAUAUUUUGAGGUUAGCACCGAGGUCGCCACCGUGGGCCUCUCUUUGUUUGUAUUUGGGUUUGCUGUUGGGCCCUUGUUCUGGGCUCCACUCAGUGAGGUGCUCGGGCGACAGUUGCCUUUCUUCAUCAGCACAUUAGGAAUGGCUGUCUUUUCCGCGGGUUGCACCGGGGCCAGAAAUAUUGAAACGCUUCUCAUCCUUCGUCUCCUGGCGGGCGCAUUUGGUUCAUCUCCGCUCACUAACGGUGGUGGUACCAUCUCGGAUAUGUUUGUGGCCCGACAACGCGCAUUGGCGAUCAGUCUCUACGCCGCCGCCCCCUUGUUGGGCCCUACCUUGGGCCCCAUAAUUGGAGGGUUCAUAGGCAUGAAGGCUGGGUGGCGAUGGGUAGAAGGUUUCCUUGCAGUGACGGCCGGACUGGUAUGGCUUACCAUCAGUAUCGCUGUGCCGGAAACCUAUGCACCCUUACUUCUGCGUCGUCGCGCCAAGACCCUAUCGCGCGUUACGGGCAAGGUAUAUCACAGCAAGUUUGAUUUGGGCAGAGAAAAACAGUCCACAUACCGGCUGCUGUCAAAUUCCAUGUCGAGGCCGUUGAUAUUGCUCUUUAGCGAGCCAGUUGUGCAACUCUUCUCGGUUUAUGGAGCUAUUAUAUAUGGCACGCUAUAUAUGCUUUUUGCUGCCUUUCCGAUCGUCUACGAAGAAGGAAGAGGAUGGAACCCGGGUGUGGGUGGGCUGGCGUUUCUCGGCGUCAUGAUUGGGAUGAUCUUUGGCAUGUUAAUGACUAUCCCGGUUAAUAUACUUUAUCGGCGCGUGCAAGAUGCGAAUGAAGGAUACGCGCCCCCAGAGGCCCGUCUGCCAGGGAUGAUGCUUGCUGCGAUUGUCACUCCUAUCGGCCUAUUUUGGUUUGCCUGGACUAACUCAGAGACCAUUCAGUGGAGUGUAAGUGUUAUUGCCGGUGCACUAUUUGGGUUUGGCAUUGUUCUGAUCUAUCUGGGUAUCAUGAACUAUCUUAUUGACUCCUACACAAUUUACGCUGCCUCGGUACUGGCCGCAAGUGCCAUCCUGCGCUCUGUCUUCGGCGCGGCCUUCCCGAUUUUUACCAAUUACAUGUAUCGAAGCCUUGGUAUCCAUUGGGCAUCCUCCAUCCCAGCAUUUCUCACUGUCUUGUGUAUGCCGGCACCCUUUCUUUUUUACAAGUACGGGCCGGCGAUCAGAGCCCGUUGCAAACACUCUGCCAAAUCCCAGAUCUAUAUGGAAAGGUUAUAUGCGAAUGCGGCUUCAUAG